AUCUCUCGUACUACACCCUGUGCAGUUCUUGGUGAUCAUUUUUAGCUACAAAUAUGCAGAAAUAGGUGGACCCAUGAUAUGAGGCUAUAGAUGAUGGAGCUUGCGCUUGCCUCGGCCGCCUGUGCAAAAAUGAAUCUCAUGCCUAAGCCUGUGCUCGGAAGGUCGUUCUGCAAAAAGAGACAUCUUCCGCGCUCGCGUGGUCCUGCGCGAAGCCCGAACCCAAUGUAGAUACGUUCCACUGGCGCAGCGGAUAAAUCAAGACGACGAGGACCAUGAGAGGCUCCAAAAACCAUGAAGCUUCUUCAUGCCUCGGGCGGCCCAGCAGAUUUUCACCAUUUCCCUCACUGCCCCUCGCGGUACUGCCUCUCCUACCUCUACUUUUUCCGGUCCAGUACGAGGUACCACACGUUGAAGGUGCUGCGUUUCGUGAGCUUUUUCGCUGCUCCGGCUUGCGAAAAGAGGACUGCGUUGGGAGACGUAGCAGACGUACCUGGGACGAAGACGCGCGCCUGCAGGAAAGAGUGUACCUGGGGACGGGGGAUUUGUUUGCACCGAUUGACUUGCAGGAGCAACAGCGUCCGUAUGAUGAUCACGAGGCGUUCUAUUCGACGAACACGACUCCACGCGGGGAUGAUGACCGAAUGAUCCCCGGACGAGGACCGGGCAGUGCAGUGGCGAGCCAAGCGCAAGCGCGUCCUUCGGAAAGAACAACUCCGAUGAAAACUGAGAAACCACCCUUUUCAUCUACUUCACAAUCCAACGUCGCUCGAGGACCUGGACCCAAGGAACAAUCAGCAGCUACUUUCAGCAGUACGGGAACAAAUCGCCGUGAUGCCGCACUGCAGACCGCGCUUUUCAAUGUGUCCCAAAUUGCACAGCUGGGGGGCUUCGCCAGUUUUGCCCCCGGGGGAAUACUGCAGUCGGCCCUAGUACAUCCAUCGCUCCCUGCUCCUGUACCGGGAGCAUUGUUUGGGUUUCCACGCCCGCGAGAGCUGGAUGACGAAGUUGUGUUCUACAAUAACGGCCGCGCGCCAUCGCGUGACAAGAAUUUCAUACCCGUUUACAGUCGUCAUGAUAUAGAGGCAGAGUAUGAAGAAUUCCGUACCCCGCCUGGGUCCGAGCGCGAGCGACAGGCAAGGUUUCCAGAGCCGGGAGACUCAGCUGAUUUUAAAGCUGACGAGGAGCUGCCGUCUGCCUCUGCACAGCAUUAUGCGGGUGGGAAUGGCGCUGCAGCUGGCGCGGAAAGUCUUCUCCUGCAAACAAACAGGGAUCGCAAAAAUGCGGAGGGGAAGCAACACGAAUCCAAAUUUUCUGCAACCAGUAGUGAUAUCACAAGCCAUCUUCAGUGUCAGAGUGUUGAGAAGCGGUGUGACGGAUCAACAAGUAAAAUUCCUAAGAUCGACCACGAUGCGGACCUGUCCGCAUUUGAGCCUCCCUUCUCUCGGUCCACUUCGCAGGAAGGGCAAAUUUCCCGGCUGUCCUCCUCGUUUGAAUUGGUGUACCUGGAUGACCCCAAGGGGACUAACGCUGUCGUGAAUGAACUGCCGCGACUCGAGACGGAUCCGAACUUUUUGGUCGACGUGAAUAACUUCUUGAACGCGUGCGCGCCCCCUGCAAAAGGAAGCAGCCUCGAGCAGCCGCGCCCCCCGGAGCCUUGCCGCACGGAGCAGAUGAACUGCGGACGUGCAACAACAGCAGGAGAAAGGCCCCUAACUCACUCGAAUCAGGGAGGUUAUGCUGACGGGACUGCUUUUCCGAAGGAAACAGAAACGCGAGCGCCGCCAUCUCCUUUAGAAGACGUGCCGCAGCCGAAGAUUCUCCGCCACGUUCGGAAAUCCCGCCGGGAUGUUGAAGCGCCAGGCCGCUCCCCCAAAAGCGGCCAACAUUGGAUGGCUGACAAUCCUGAACAAAAUCUGCUACGCCCGCACCUAGCCCCAAGAAGAACAAAGGGUGACCCGGUUGAGGAGCUCGAGGCCAGCUGCUGUAGUCCUGGCUACGGCCUAAGUGAGGAGGAUUACCGUUGCGCUGCUGAGGCCCGCGCGCUGCGAGAACGACUUGCCCUGCGAGUGGCGACGGGAGCAGCGCCAGACUUCGCGGAGGUCCUUCUCCCGGGCCCGCUCGAGCGCACCGUGCAGCGGCACCGCCGAGACGAGCACCUCAUCCACAUUGGACCACGAGACGAGCCUCCGGCCUGCUUUUCGGCCGCGAGCAUGCAUGAUCCGAUCGGAAACGCGGCGGCCGCGGUUGUGUACCCCUCGGUCCAGCAGCACGCAGCGGAGAUUCCCGGCCUCAGUUUGAGCAUGCAGGACUUUCUGCUCCUCCUCCAGGCGUAUAACCUGGACGAAGCGCGCGUCGCGCUGAGUCCCGUGAUGGAAACCACGGUCAGUGCGCUAUUGUCCGAAGAAGACGCUCGCAAGUGCUUUCACUACGCUUUGGUCUUGAAAUUGGUGCCGAAGCACGACGGGCUUGAGAAUAUGGUUUCUACGCCUGAGGAGCAACAGGAUGACGAACGCGAAGAUUUACAAAAGCCGGGUGCUCUUUCACCGGAUUCUGGUCUGGACGGCUCAUCACCGUCGGGCCCCAGAACUGCGCUGAAACGCAGUGACGGUAGUAUUGAUGAUGUCGUGCAGAUGCAACAAAAUAAGCAGGAUCCGAAAGGUGAAGGUGAUCUUCAAGAAGCUCGGGAUUCAACAAUUGCAGAGCCGGCAUCUUUAUCUCCCGAGGACCCCGACAGCGAACGGCUCGUGCAAUCCUCGCCUGCAAUGUUGCGAAGCGCAAACCUACAAAAGAAAGGAGCACAAAGAUCGACCGGCCCAGGAGGUUCUUCCGAUGAAGUUGUGUCUUCCACCGGUAGAAGCGCAAGUCCGGUACUACUUACAGCCGUGGCAAGUAGUCAGGGUGAUAGAGGCAUGGGUGGCAGUGGCAGCGCUUCCCCCAUGGGCCUCACUCUGAAGAAAAAUCCCUACAGCUGCAACAACGUGACGGAGGCCAUCAACGAUUAUGGCGUUGAGUGUGACCUGUUAGUGCACCGACUGGAGCUGGAGCGCGAUUUCCUUGAGGAUCGAGAGGAGCUGGAAAAAGCCUCGUGUCGGCCGCGGGCUGGCAGCAACGUCACUGCCACGAUUCCCGAAGAGGAAGAACACGAAGAUGAGGCAGAACAGUCGCAGUGGAGUCUGCGAGUGCAGCACCCCUCCGGAACGGACCUCUGCUCCUCGGCUCUGCGCCUUUUAGAAAAUAAUAGCGCAGAUGUUGAAGAAAAAGAAUGCGAACAAAGUGGUCAAAGGUGGCCACCUCGUCCGUGGUCUUCGUCCCAGCACGCGCUGCAUUCCGAAAAAUCAGAUCAGAUGCAUAGAAGGCCGGCCACGGUGGACGGGAGUUCCGAGCAGCUGAAGCUGAAAAGGGAGAACACCGACGAGGAAAACAGCGACUGGGGUCUAGACGCUACGACCUGCAGUGGGCGGAGUCAGCGAACCACGUCCGCGUGUUCCUCUUUCGGAUCUUCUCAGUCUGCGGAAACGUCAUCUGUGAACGGAGGAAACGAUGCGUUGAAACGAACAACAUCCGGGCACGUCGGUCUCGAAGGAGAGUUCUCUCCACCUCUACCGCAGCGCGCACCAGCGGAAUCUGAAGAGAACAGUUUUUUACGCGAGGGCGUUGACGCGGUGAUACAAACCAUAACACACGCGGAUUCCGCGAGCGACUUGCGCGGGAAUUUGAAGAUGAAGUCCGCUAGUUAUCCUUCCUCAGCUUCAUUUCCGAGCAGUUCUAGCCGGACUCCGAAAAGUCGCGGUCCCGACCACUACGCGUUCGUGAGAAUCGAGCGGCUUAGCACCGGAGAAAUCUCGCUGAAGUAUCACCUGCAUCCGCUGGGUAAUAGAGGGAAGAAAAAAUUAUCUAAAAGUAGUUCUGAACCGACGCGAGCCACCAGCACUUUCGAUUUGCCAUCAGAUGAUGUGCACGAAGAUGAAAGCAGUGCUGCUAGUAGUAGCACACCUUCACCGGAACCACAGGAGAUUGACAGAGAGUGGCAAGCUUACAGAGCACGGGAAACACAGGGUUUGCGUGCAUUGGCGCAAGGAUCUUCUGUUUCUUCUACUGAAGGAGCCGGUCAUCUGCACGACAACCAGCGGAGUAGUACCGAAAAGAUCCUCCUCGUUCCGGAGGAGCAUGUGGCGCGCGUGUGGCGGGCUGGCCCCGAGCACAAGCAGCGCGGGGUGCCGAUCGACGGUCUGAAGUGGAUGGAAGAGGAGGCGCUUUUGGGAGGCUGGUACAAGGAAGCGCAGCAGCACCAAGCGAGUUGGCCGUCGCGGGGCGGGCAACACAAGAAGUACGGGAAUCUGGACAGUUACGACGUGGGAACCAACAACUGCCAGCAUUUGGUAUUCCGGUUUUUCCGCGACGUCAUCCACCUGCCGCAGUGCGGCGUGUACUACUCGAAUACGCUCGAGACCCCGCUCGAACGCAGCCGGUCCGACAACUUUGAUUCCCGCCGGCCGACGAAGAUCGACCCCCUGUCUACCUCCGAACACCCCUUCGCCUGGGGUUUGCUCGGCGUCAAAGGUAAGUACGUACUUAAAUAAAAUACAAACAUAUCGAAGAUCAAGAUUUACGUUGGUUUUCACGAACAUACCUGCUACGCCCGCCCACCCUACUCGAAUGAUACUGUCCACCGGUGUUUGUAUGUAACUCCACGAGUGUUCAACAGCAAUCUGAAUCUUCAACGUGAAUCUCCAUCUGGUGGUCUCUCAUUUAUUGCCUUUUGAUACUCUAUACGUAUACCUUCAUCAGGUUUGAGCGACCUCUCCGACCAGAGCGAUGCGCGCAUGGCCUGCAUCAGCAAUUUUGAGGCGUUUCAAGAGGAUUUGGCUACGGGCUACUACGCAAAAAUCGACCCGCCUCUUUUUGGUCCCAGAACGGAUCACAGCCACUUCUUCGACUGAAGAGUUCGGAUAAGAUACAGAUGAGAAUAUUAAUCCUACAGUUCAGGAACAGGAUCAUCAUCAUAUUUGUUUCGACCCGUGCGGGCUUGAAGUGAAAGAUGGCAUGGUAAAAGUUCUUGCGCUGGUUCCAACUUCAGUGCUCGUUGUGGCACCUGAGUGACACAGUGGCGCGGACGACGUAAUUUGUGCACAGCUUCCUGAAGAUGCCAAGAUUUUGAAUCUACUUGCCAGCUUCACCGGCAUUUUUGUUAUUUGGUCUUCACUUUUUUUGCUGUGCACGACGCCGUUCGUCCAGUCCGGUUGUUUUCGAAGGCAGGCUGCCUACAGUUUUUAUAAUUACGUUAUAGAAGAAAAAGUCGGAUGUUGCCAAGGCCAUGGCCAACACAUACGCACGCGCACUUCAUCUCAAAAAAUGCAACUACAAUAAUGAAUGUGAAUCAAUACAGCAAUCGCGAGAAAUGUACUCUUCGCACCAAGAUCAAGAAAACAUGCAAAGAAACGUAAUGAAUGUUUAUUGAAUUCAUCAUGUGUGUAUCAUGUAUCUGUGUACCGUAGUACAGUAGAAAUUGGCUACGAGAACGUUUUUGGUUCUGGAGAAGCAGAAGCUCCUUGUCCAGCCGUAGUAGAGAUAGAGACCGAAUUCUUCGUCUUCAUCAUCUUGUCUUUUCUGUGAAACGAAAUUAAAUUGUUGUCGAGCCAACGAUGGAGUUUUCUGUUGAAACAAAAAAGUCGCCAUCUCCUUCUUUCCUGCUUGUAUAGUAUAGUCGGAAAUUGGCGAUGUGUUUCACAAAACGAU
This is a messenger RNA of Amoebophrya sp. A120, 5736 nucleotides long. Lineage: Eukaryota; Dinophyceae; Syndiniales; Amoebophryaceae. The record is from the annotation of a GenBank genome assembly.